GCGUGGGCCUCGGGCGCGCGCGUCAUGCACCUUGCACGGCGGCGCUGUCCCGUUCAAUCAGCAUGGCGCUGCUCCGGUCCUGCUGCUGCUGGCUGUCCCUGCGGAAGGGGAGCUGCGCCUGCGGUGUUUACACACUCAUCUUCUACACGAUGCUUAUUGCAACUGGAAUAUGUCACGUCAACUCGGCGCUUCACUCACCGGUUGGGUUCACGCUGAUCCUCCUACUCCUGUCUUUCUCCGGAUUGUGCGUCAUCUUCUCUGGCGUUCUUCUGCUAGGCUUAUAUUUGGACAACCGGCUGCUGUUGAUACCGUGGCUGGCAGUCGUGUCCAUGACGACUCUUCUCGACAUCGUGCUCUCGCUCUACUUCAUCGCUGAUCUCAAAGUCGACGGUUUCGUCGUGGCCAUGUAUGUCGUCGACUACAGCUUAUGUUCCGUGAACAUCUACUGCAUAAUGUGCGUGCUGUCCCAGUACCAGGAGUACGCCGUUGGAAGGAGGGCCUUGGGGGGCCAGACAAGCCGAGUGCCGCUACCCCUGGUGUCUGCGUACAAUAACAACAGCAGCAGCAGCAGCAGCCGCAGAGGAGGAAGCGGUGGCCGCUCCACGUUCAGCCGCAUCGCAUCGUGGCCCAGUCGCCGCAUGUCCCGCAAGACGGCUCUGCCUCGCGGCGGCAGUGUCCGACCUCCCUCGUGCAGCAUCGCCUUUCCCGCGGACGCUGGUGCCGCAGAAGCCGCGGCAACGUCCGUUGGCACAGGCAAAGUUACGAACGGCGUGACUCGCAUCGCAAGAGAGCACCUCCUCAUUCCUGAGGCUCCGCACGGCUACAGCAGCACAGACGAUGUCUCCAGCGGUCUGCAGCUUUCCACGGCAGAGACGUCCCUCCAACCGUUUGGUGAAGAGGUUGACCUACCAGAGGACAUUCGCAACACGAUGAUGACAAGGCUUUCAACGGCGGAACAGGACAACGAACAGCUGGAGGAAGUGAACAAUAAACUGUGUACUCAGCGCGAAACCGUGACCAAAACGGAACAAGACCAAGAAUUCGGCGCCGAGCCCGCCAGCCCUGUUCUCGACAACCGCCCACUGCUCGAUACCACGAGUAGCCCCGACAUGAUCGGCGAUGACAGCAAAUGUAACGACAAUGUAUGA
Molecule: messenger RNA, 1148 nt
Organism: Dermacentor silvarum
Lineage: Eukaryota; Metazoa; Arthropoda; Arachnida; Ixodida; Ixodidae
Exons: 10
Coding region: 63-1148 (361 amino acids)
Source: RefSeq, a predicted model, not a curated record